Capsella rubella is the source of this 597-nucleotide messenger RNA. RefSeq lists its product as uncharacterized. Lineage: Eukaryota; Viridiplantae; Streptophyta; Magnoliopsida; Brassicales; Brassicaceae. Bases 94 to 570 code for a protein of 158 amino acids. The record is from RefSeq and is a predicted model, not a curated record. The transcript has a single exon.
CUACAACUUUGCCAUCAAUAAUGUCCACACACACACACACACAAAUUAUCAUCUUAGAGAGAGGUGUAGUAGAAGAAACAGAGAAAACUGAAAAUGGUGCUGUUAGGUUUCCAGACUCUUAAUUGGUACGUGCAUGGAGGAAUGAUGGAGAAAAAGAGACAAUUGAUGCAUAUUGUCCAAGCCACUGAAAGAGAUGAUUCUUCUUCUUCACAGAGAUUUCAAAUCGAUAGAGAUAAAGCAAGAGAAGCUCUGAAACAGCUUGAUCAACAAAUUGAAUCUCAAGCUGAUGAAAAACCAAGAAGUAUCGUCAAGACAUCACCAGAUGUAGUCAGAACCAAUGAUCCAAUCAUGUUUGAAGAACCACCUGAGAUGUCCGGAUCGUUCCUCACAACUUCAGCUUUUCUUCUCUUAGCUCUUACCUUGUUCUACAACAUUUUGUUCAUUACAGUGAUAAAACCAUCCAUGGAUGGACCAGAAUCAGUUCCAGAAGAAAACAGACUUGCUAUGUCUGAUUCUGACAUUGUGAAGUUUCCACUUUCAUCUUUGCCUGAAAACACUUUCAAACAGUAAAAAUAUACUUAUCUCUUUACAUAAUGA